Messenger RNA from Colletotrichum scovillei, 2263 nucleotides. RefSeq names its product galactokinase. The transcript has 2 exons. Gene Ontology annotation, cellular component: cytoplasm; cytosol. Gene Ontology annotation, molecular function: ATP binding; galactokinase activity. Bases 608 to 2188 code for a protein of 526 amino acids. The record is from RefSeq and is a predicted model, not a curated record. NCBI's taxonomy places the organism in Eukaryota, Fungi, Ascomycota, Sordariomycetes, Glomerellales, Glomerellaceae. Gene Ontology annotation, biological process: carbohydrate phosphorylation; galactose metabolic process.
CCGAGGUGGGGUGUCAAUGUCCCGAAGAGUAGCACUGCGUCUGAAGCUCUAUGAAGCUGCUGCAUUGCAUGAGUCUUUAAGGCCAUGUAUACUCGAGGGACUACCGUUGUAUUUGCUCCUUGUCCAGUGCUGACCGAAGAUCGAACUCAAUUCCAGAUUGCCAAACUCCAAGCUGAGCUCUUUUAAUUUUACUAUUGGUGAGACAUUCGAGGCGACGCUCAUCCAGUAUUCUUCAGACAGAGAUCGCCAAACGAGGGGCAAUUGCGGGGUAGCAGCUUGAGGCAGCACACGCGCACCACUUCCAGCGCAGCAAAGUUGAGAGAGCACCCGCAAAAACACCAAAGCUCCAUCGCGGGGUUAUUACGGCGCAUCGUCAAACCACCGGCCUCGUCCCACCCACCCCCACCAUCCAAAUACAAACCCGCCCCCAAAACGUCACAAGUCAUCACCAUCACACUCUUCCUUCUCUCUUCUACUCUUCUACUCUUCUACUCUUCUCCUCUUCUUCCCUUCUGGCAGUUCGGUUUUCCUUGUUCAAAGCCGUCUCUUCAGCAUUAAAGAUACCCAUUCCGCAUUCGACCUCGAACCAAACUCACGUUCGCCCACCAUGGCCGGCCCCGUUCCCACCGCGAGCGCACUCGCCGACAUCUACACAGAUGAUGCCCUCCCUAUCCAGACCAAGCGCUGGUCAUCUCUCCUCUCGCAGUUCGAGUCCGAGUACGGCCACGCAGCCUCCGUCGUCGCCCGUUCCCCGGGCCGCGUGAACAUCAUCGGCGAGCACAUCGACUACUCCCUCUACUCCGUCCUUCCCAUGGCCAUCACCGCCGACGCCAUCCUCGCCUUCUCCGUCACCGACACGCCCGCUGACUCCGAGACCUUCACCCUCCGCGUCGCAAACGCCCAGUCCGACAAGUACCCCUCUCGCACCUUUGAAGUCCCCAUCGGCGCCGACGUUCCAAUCGACUCCAAGGUCCACGAGUGGUCCAACUACUUCAAGAGCGGCCUGAGUGGCGCUCUGGAACUGCUGCGUCGGAAGCAUGGCAAGGACUUCAGACCAAAGGGUAUGAAGAUCCUCAUGGACGGCAACGUCCCUGUUGGCGGUGGUCUCAGCUCCAGUGCUGCUUUCGUUAGUGCCUCGGCAUUGGCUGUGAUGCUCGCCAACGGCGAGAAGACUGUUGACAAGACCGAGCUCACCGAGCUUGCCAUUGUCAGUGAGCGUGCCGUUGGUGUCAACUCUGGCGGCAUGGACCAGUCUGCCUCAGUCUUCUCCCAGCGCGGCUCUGCUCUCUUCGUCUCAUUCAGCCCCUCUCUGACCGCUCGCCCCGUCUUCUUCCCGACGACCAACCCGGAACUCUCCUUCCUCAUCGCCCAGUCCUUUGUCACCUCCAACAAGCAGGUCACCGGUCCCAUCCACUACAACCUCCGUGUCGUCGAGUGCAGCAUGGCAGGUGCUUUUCUCAACGCAGCCCUCAACCCCGCCGGCACAAAGCUCCCCACCGACGCCUCUCCGCUCGGCAUCUCUCUCCACGGCUUCCACGAGGCCUACUUCGCUAACAAGAAGCUCCCGCACGCCGAGGGCGCAUCGGCAGAGGAGGCCGCAGAAGCCCAGCUCCGUGUGCUCAUCGACGUCACCAAGAAGGCUCUCGACAGUACCGAGGGCUACACCCGCGAGGAGAUCGCCAAGGUCUUGGGCGUUUCUGUUCCCGAGCUCGAGCAGAUCUUCAUGUCCAAGCUCUCCGUUCGCGCCGAGCGCUUCAAGCUCCGCCAGCGCGCCCUGCACGUCUUCGAGGAAGCUCUCCGCGUGCUUCAGUUCAUGAAGGUGCUGGAGCAAGAGGCGCCCAAGGAUACCUCUGACACCACAGCCUACAACAAGCGCCUCGGCGACCUGCUCAACGCCACACAAGACUCUUGCCGCGACUUGUACGAGUGCAGCGCGCCCGAAAUUGACGAGCUUUGCCGCAUUGCACGCGAGAACGGCUCGUAUGGUAGCAGACUUACCGGUGCUGGCUGGGGUGGCUGCACAGUCCAUAUGGUGCCUGCUGACAAGGUUGCUGCUGUCAAGGAGGCGUGGGAGAGGGAAUACUACUCGAAGCGCGAGCUUACUGAGGAGCAAAAGGAGGGUGCUGUUGUUGUGAGCCGGCCAGGCAGUGGAAGUGCGGCAUAUCUCCUCAAGGAGGGAGCGUUGUAAAAGCAACGAUACCCGGUACUGGAUGAAUAAAGAGGAGGACCUCGUAGGCUAUUUAGCAGUACAUAUGUUUAUGAC